This is a messenger RNA of Alosa sapidissima (American shad), 1090 nucleotides long. It is a transcript of the gene socs3a, whose product is annotated as suppressor of cytokine signaling 3a. The transcript is spliced from 2 exons. Lineage: Eukaryota; Metazoa; Chordata; Actinopteri; Clupeiformes; Clupeidae. Gene Ontology annotation, cellular component: phosphatidylinositol 3-kinase complex. Gene Ontology annotation, biological process: phosphatidylinositol phosphate biosynthetic process; intracellular signal transduction. The coding region runs from base 182 to 760 and encodes 192 amino acids. The record is from RefSeq and is a predicted model, not a curated record. Gene Ontology annotation, molecular function: 1-phosphatidylinositol-3-kinase regulator activity.
ACUCACAGCACAGCACGCCACAGCACGAGCGCAGAAGCAAGCCGUGCGCUAUAAAAGACACACUAGACGGGAGCUUUGUUAUUUGAAAAGAACUGUUUGGUGUAUUCAACUUGAAAAAGGAUUAUCAAGGAAAUAAACCCACAAAAACACACUAAUCACAUAACCUUCGGUUCAAAGCACCAUGGUGAGACAGAGCAUACAGAUGACCAGCAAAUCCCGGCAGCCGCCUCUGAGGUGCAAGACAUUCUCAGGCAUUAUGCAGCACCAGCUCAUCUUACAGGCCCUCAGCAAGCUGCAGCAGAGUGGCUUCUACUGGGGGGCCAUCAGUGGCCGUGAGGCCCAGUCGCUGCUGGAGACCCAGUCGGUGGGCACCUUCCUGCUGCGCGACAGCUCUGACACGCGUCACUUCUUUACCCUCACGGUCAAGAUGCAGCAGGGCACCAAGAACCUGCGUGUGCAGUGUGACUCCAACAGCUUUUGGCUGGAGUCGGACCCCCACAACCAGACCGUUCCCCAGUUUGACUGUGUAUUGAAGAUGAUCCACUAUUACAUGCCAGAAGGGGACUCCCCCUCCUGUUACAUCUCCUCCAGUGGAGGGAAGAUCCCUCUGACCCUGCACCGGCCCCUGACCUGUGGCCUCACCUCACUCCAGCACCUGUGCCGCAAGACUGUCAAUGGACACCAGGACGUGUGUGUUGAGCGCCAGCACCUACCUCACUUACUCCAGGACUUCCUAAAGAAAUAUGACGCACCCAUCUAAUGGACAUUUGAACAAUUGUGUGAACAAAGCAUACAUGAUAAAAGUUCAUUGCCUGGCCUGAGUCAACAGGGGGCCAUCUAAUUUCUCAAAAAUGGAGAACUGACCAAUGACGGAGAGGAAUUGAAUCAGAGAGUUCCAGGGAACUUGCGGUGAAUGCCUUACUUAGUGUGCUGUUGGUUGCCAUGGUAUUAGGAUUAGACUGGAAGUUGGUUGGAAAAACACCUCAGCAUUUCCAAGUAAAUGUUUCUAGUGCUGAAUACACACCCACUCAUUCACACACUUUUCCGUUUAGACAACAAUGAUUUAGAGACCGGUACUUGCCUGGGGGAG